AUCCAUGAAGGGGGCUCAUACCAGUAGAUGCCUUAAAAAAAUCUAAAUGAGACAAACUGCAAGGGUCAAUCUAUUAUGGCUACUUCUAGACAAUGCUAUUUUGCAGGUCGGAUACAAUUCAUACCACAACAAACCUCCCCCCAUUGGAAUUUUUUUGAGCUAAGGAAACUAUAAGGAAAAGGUGUGUGAAAGUGGGAUAUUUCUUAACAAUGUAACAUCUCUACAUACAAAUCAGAAUGAAUGCUUGGUAAACAAACAAAAGUCAUAUAUGGUAAUCCAUGAUCUUUGUGCAAUCAAAUGAGAAGGAAUUAAACAGGUUGUAGGGAAGCAAAGUAUGACACUCCUUGCAUUUCGUGGCCUUUGGUCCCACUGUUUACAUCCCCCUCCCAUACAUGUGUAUAUAUAGCUUUAUAAAAUAAAAACUAAAGGGAGUGGCAAGUAGGCAAGUAAUGGUGGACUCAACUAUACAGCUACAAAUAAAAUGUUUUAAGUGUGUUGUAAAGUGCAUCAUACAAAUGUGACAUUAGAUGGUGAAGGUGAGCUAUGGCAAAUCCAAUAUAUUUUUCAAAACACUUUUUUUAAAAAAAGCAUUUUCACAACAUUUUUGUAUGUGUCUAGAUACCAUUGGUGAACAAAACUCAUUUUUCCGGGCCGACAUUUUAAAUGCUUUAUUUAUGAAGCUUAUCAGUUGCUUUACAAAAGCCUCUCAAAGCAACUUAAAUGGUACACAUGAAGGAGUAGAGCACAGGGACAGGCUAAAAAGCAGGCUGCUUUAUAUUUGUGUUACAAAUAACAAUAAAAUUAACUGCCAAGAUAUAUUGAGUUAAUGGUGACCACUUGUUAUAGGAAGGAGUACAUUUUCAAUAGCCAUUUGCCAAACCUGAGUGCAUUAAAACUGAUAUCACAGUAUUCAGAAGUUGAUCUGAUAGUUCAUCUCAACAUUUUGUUACUGCUAUGUUUUCUACUAGAAACAAGAUGCCUAAUCCUAAAACAACCUCAAGUGACAGCAAUGACUCUCAGAACAUAGACUGUAAUCCUAGAAAAGUAAGGGACCAUGAAGACAGCCAUGGCGGAGACAUGCCUAGCCUCUGCCCACCUGACAUCCCACCUUGUAUGUCCAAUUCUGAUUGCUAGAAAAAAUACGUGUCAUUUAUAUUUAGCGCAAAAUUUACAACUCAAGAUAAAUUACAGGCAACUCCCCACUUACAUGGUGGUUACGUUCUGGGCCCCCAAGCACAUAAGUGAAAUCACAUCAAGUGGUGAGCACUCUCUAAACACCCUUUAAAUCAGGCAUCCCCAAACUGCGGCCCUCCAGAUGUUUUUGGCCUACAAAUCCCAUGAGCCCUAGCUAACAGGAACAGUGGUCGGGGAAGAUGGGAAUUGUAGUCCAAAACAUCUGGAGGGCCAAAGUUUGGGGAUGCCUGCUUUAAAUGUUCUCUGCUACUUUUCAUCCAUACCAAAAAUACCGUAUCAAAAAAUGCCCACAACUAGAAGUGAAGCUCUGGGACCAGCAGGAGGCUGGAGGACACAUAGGAAAGUGGCUACUGCUGCUUUAGCCUGCACAUCCACUGUUCAGCGGGGAGACUGAGCAGCGUAAACAAAGCCCUGCUGUGCUUCCAGUAUCUUCAGAGCUUCGUCUGCCCUCAAUAACAUCCUCUUUGGGGAGGGUCUCCUUGCGAGCUACAAGGACUUUCCAGCUCUCCUGCCAUUUCCAGGUAUGAAUUGAAUUACUGAAUUACUGUAUUUCCCAGUGCUGUGCAUAUAUGUGUCACACGCAAGUAGAACAUGUGUAAGUGGAGGGAUGCCUGAGAGUUGAAGAGAGGGAGUUGCUUUAUAUAAAUUUUCUCUCCAGACUGAGUGGGGGUAUUGUUUUUGUUUGUUACCAUGUUAUGUACUUUUUGUGUUUUCAUAUAGUAAAGUGCCCUGUGAUCCUCAAAUUAAGGUUGGAAUACAGAUUUAAUAUAUUGGGGAUUUGACAUUUGAACAAGUUGCAUUAUAAUGAGUUGACUCAUUGUUUCAUCUAGCUCAGUACUUGCUGCUCUGACUGGCUUCAGAGUUCUCUGACUGGGGUGUUUCACACUCAUGCUACAUGAAUGUCUUUUUCAAUGAAGGCACUAGGAAUUGAAUGUGGAAUCUUCUUUAUGCUAAGCUUUGCUCCACUACUAAGCCUUGGUGCUGCCCUAUUCUAUGGGUACAUCCAGACAAGUAUUGCCAGUCCUCCCCAAAUUCUUUCUGUGUCAGAACUCAUGGAAACAGCCAAUGAAGUCUCGAAAAUGACCAUAGCACAUGAAAUUGUAGUAAACCAUGACUUCAAAUUGCAAGAGGUGAAUUUCUUACCAAACAGUUUGGAAAGCAGAGUGAAAGAGACAUUGCAUAAAGCUUUUUGGGACAUUCUGAGAGAACAGCUCUCCAAAACACCACCAGACUAUUCCCAUGCUAUCAAGCUACUUCAAGAAAUCAAAGAGACCCUACUGUCCUUGCUCCUGCCCCGACAACAUCGUCUGCAAUGUCAGAUUGAAGAAACUCUGGACAUGGAGCUGAUAAAACAGGAGGCUGAGCAUGGUGCUUUAGAUAUCCCCAACCUCACCACUUACAUCUUAGGUACCAUGGCAAUGCUCUGUGCACCUGUUAGAGAUGAGGAGAUACAGAGACUACGAGUCAUGGCAGACCCAGUUCAUCUGCUCAGAGAGAUCUUCAGAGUUCUGAACCUAAUGAAAAUGGAUAUGGUAAAUUUUACCAUACAAAGCCUUCGACCCCAUCUCCAAGAGCACUCUGUUGAGUAUGAAAGGAAAAAAUUCCAGGAGCUCCUGAAGAAGCUACCAGGUGGCCUCACUUGCACAACUGAGUGGUUGCGCAAGGCAGCAGCUGAAAUAUCAACCUCUGAUCUGCUAGCCGCCUCAUCCACCUCUGAGACCAAUGGAUCAUCUGUUCCACCCUCCUCUCCGGCUGCUAGAAAAGUGUUCUCUGUCCAUAGUCCCACAGCUGUGCUAAACCAAGCAUACAUGGACUUGCUGCAUUGGGAGCCAGGAAAAGAAUAUCCUGAGACUAUGUUGAUGGACAAAGCCCGCUUGGAUGCCCUUCAGAUGAAAGUGAAUCAGCUAGCCAUUAUUGCUGCAGUCCUAUUAGUGAGCAGCAGUACAUGUGGAAGUGGAGUGUUCAGCUCACCAGGAUGUGGAGAUAGGCUAAAACGGGUAAUAAAAGCCCUUCUGGAAGGACUUCCUGACACAAGGUUAGAAGAUGUUUUAAUGGAUAUCAGCAAUCAAAUGCAUGAGGAAGUUAAUAGCAUUCUCCUUCAGUUGGGGUAUCCUGUUCUCAGCACUGACAAGGCUGCUUCACUUAAAGGCCAACUCAGGAGUCUUGCAGAGAAGGACAAUGCAGUACGGAUUCUAAUUGAGCAACGGAUCCAAACGUUUCUUAGGCUUUGUUUGUAUCCUGGUGGCCAGAACGCUAAGAAUCUACCCCAAGGCCUUGCUCCUAUUCAAGAAGAAUUACUGGAAGUGGGCCAGAGGUUUGGCAGUUUGAUUCAUCACAACAGACAGGUGUUUGGUCCCUACUACUCAGGGAUACUAAAGAAAUUGCUGCUUCCAGAGGGAAAAUCUGAAGCAGGGACAGAUUCCCAUUAACGAUCUAAAACAAGCAGCACACACAACGGCAGGGAGAGGGGGAGAAAAAAACUGGCAAUUGUUCAGACUGUGCUUUGGCUCAAAGUCCACUGCAAUCAAGUGAGCAGCUGUCCUGCUCUGUGCUGUGAUACCUAAAGCACUCAUACAGCUGGACUAUUGAAGCUGUGGGAUACAGUUACAUAAAUACCAACUGACAAUGCCAAGUUUGCCGCAGUAAACCUUUAAACAGCUCAGAAUGUUGUCUUGUGUUUUUAGACUAGCUGGUGCAUUUUCCAUCAAAUGGGAAGGGCAAAACUAGGGACCUGAUCUUGUAGCCAUUAAUGUAGAAGGUAAUUAAUUUCAGUGAAACUAGAUAUAAAAGCAUAUUC
Molecule: messenger RNA, 3991 nt
Organism: Zootoca vivipara (common lizard)
Lineage: Eukaryota; Metazoa; Chordata; Lepidosauria; Squamata; Lacertidae
Gene: TCP11
Product: t-complex 11
Biological process (GO): regulation of sperm capacitation
Cellular component (GO): acrosomal vesicle; sperm flagellum
Source: RefSeq, a predicted model, not a curated record